UUCUUCCUCCCGGCUCUGCCCUUCCCCCGGCCCAGCCCGGCGGCCACGUCUCCCGGAAGAUGGAGCCGAGGGGCCGCGUCCGGCCUGAGCCCUCCGCGUAGCCGCCGCGGGCCCUCGUCUCGGGUCGGAGCUGCAGGGCUCGGGGGAGGAGCUCAUGGUUUUGGAGUUUCAGUGUUGUCAAUCAGUAGGCAUCCAUUAUGUCUUGGCUUGUCGAUCUUGCUGGCAGGGCAGAGGAUCUUCUUAACAGAGUCGAUCAAGGGGCUGCAACAGCUCUGAGUAAAAAAGAGACUGCAGGCAGUGCAAUUUAUAGUACUAAGAACUUGGGAUCUGCCAGUGAAUAUCCUGAAUCACAGCAGCAAACCAGAGAAUUGAAGCAUCAGACUUCAUCCAAAGCAGCCUAUAUUUCUUCAGCCGCUGAUAACAUUAAACAGCAGAAGGCUACGAUCCUAGCAGGAACGGCAAAUGUCAAAGCAGCAUCCAGGACCUCUUUGGAGGCCUCUCCUCCAACAGAAAGUGUUUCCACACCCAGACCUUCCUCACAAUUUGUGAGAAGGAAAAAGUCUGAACCUGACGAUGAGCUCUUGUUUGAUUUUCUCAAUAGUUCUGAGAAAGAACCGAAUGGAAGGAUGGAGUCUAAAAAGGAGAAGAGUAAAGCUCUAACAAAUCACUCUCGGACUUCAAGCAUUGGUUCUGUGUCUGCUAGUGCACAGAGUGUGAAAAUGACUGAAGACAACUCCAGCAGGAGUCAAGGCCAUGAUACCUCUGACAGUUCAGAUUCUGGACUGGGAGCACAAGUGGACCCUACAAAAGAUGCACUGUUAAGUACAGCAGCUAACUCUAAUUCAGCUAAUGAUGAUUGCAAGUCACAUGAGCUAUCCAAUCUUCGCCUGGAGAAUCAACUGCUGCGGAAUGAAGUUCAGUCUCUAAAUCAAGAAAUGGCUUCAUUAAUUCAAAGAUCGAAAGAAAUGCAAGAAGAACUAAAUAAAGCCCGAACAAGAGUAGAAAAGUGGAAUGUUGACCAUUCAAAGAGUGACAGGGUGAUUCGAGAACUAAGGGCUCAAAUUGAUGACCUUACAGAAGCUGUUGCUGCCAAGGAUUCCCAACUGGCUGUGCUUAAAGUGCGGUUGCAGGAAGCUGAUCAGCUAUUGAGUUCUCGGACAGAGGCCUUGGAAACAUUGCAAAGUGAAAAAUCACGAAUAAUACAAGACCACAGUGAAGGGAACAGCCUGCAAAAUCAAGCACUUCAAACUCUGCAGGAGAGGCUACGUGAUACAGAUUCUGCACUGAAGCGGGAACAAGAAAGUUACAAACAAAUGCAGAAUGAGUUUGCAGCUCGUCUCAGUAGAAUGGAAGUUGAGCGUCAGAACUUGGCAGAAGCAGUAACUGCAGCAGAAAAAAAGUAUUUGGAUGAAAAACGGAGAGCUGAUGACCUUCAGCAGCAAGUCAAAGUAGCUAAGAACAAUUCGGAGUCUGCAAAACAAGAACUGGUGGACUACAAACAAAAGGCUACUCGCAUACUCCAAUCAAAAGAAAAGUUGAUAAACAGCCUGAAGGAAGGCUCUGGUAUUGAAGGUCUGGAUAGCCAUACUGCAAGCACCAUGGAGCUAGAAGAACUGAGACAUGAAAGAGACACACAGAAGGAGGAAAUACAAAAGCUAAAGGGGCAGAUGCAGCUUCUGAGAACAGAGCUACAGGAUAUGGAGACUCAGCAGGUAAAUGAAGCUGAAUCAGCAAGGGAGCAGCUUCAGGACUUACAAGAGCAAAUAGCAACACACAAAAUUGCCAAGCAAGAAGUGGAGGCUGAACUGGAACGGCAAAAGCAGGAGCUCCAUUACACUGAGGAAGAGCUGUAUCGGACAAAAAAUACUUUACAAAGCAGAAUAAAAGACAGAGAGGAAGAAAUUCAGAAACUGAGAAACCAGCUCACAAACAAGACUUUGAGUAGUAGUAGUCAGACAGAGUUGGAAAAUCGGCUUCAUCAACUGACAGAAACUCUUAUUCAGAAGCAGACCAUGUUGGAGAGCCUCAGUACAGAAAAAAAUUCCCUUGUCUAUCAACUGGAACGUCUUGAGCAACAGCUUAAGAACAUUCAAGGCAGUAGUACUAAUGGACCAUCCAUUAAUAUGGCAGGAGUUGACAGUGGUGAAGGCACUCGAAUGCGGAAUGUUCCUGUUCUUUUUAGUGACGUGGAUGGUAACAUAGCAGGGAUGUAUGGGAGAGUUCGCAAAGCUGCCAGUAGCAUAGACCAGUUUAGCAUUCGAUUGGGAAUAUUUCUCAGACGGUAUCCCAUUGCAAGGGUGUUUGUAAUCAUUUAUAUGGCAUUGCUUCACCUCUGGGUCAUGGUCGUUUUGCUUACUUACACCCCAGAAAUGCAUCAUGAUGGUCCAAGUGGGAAAUAGACUUUAUGCUAAUAGUGUAUAAAUUCUGGAUUGACAGUGUGUUUAAAAUGACCAGUACUGAAAUGUCAGCAAACUUUCCUGCACAUUAUAUAAAGAAGGAAUAACAACCAUCAUGCCUGUUUUAUCAUUACUUCUAAAAAAUUAAAUUAAUACAAAGCUAUGCUAUACAGCUUCUUCAGUUUCCUUAAAAUAGUCCGAGUUUCCUGGAAAAAGACAGUUGUUGAGCCAAGCCAGGUUUAGCAUUUGGAUUUUACAUAAACCUUGGAAUGGUUUGUGUGCAAAACAAGAUUCACACCUGCAGAGAGGUAACAAAGAUUUCAAAGAUUAGUUGUAUAUGGGACAUGCUGUAUUGUAGAUCAUACUGGAUAUGGGCUAUAAUCAGGGAAAUUAAUUGUACUUAGCAAUUUAAAUAAACUUUAUUCUUUCUGUUGUUUAGUCUGUUUUUGCACUUCUGUUUUAAAGUAUCUAUUCAGAUUAGUUGUUCUUAAACAUGUUAAAAUGCUGUAGAAUUGACAAUGGAUCAGUGCAAUAUUUUUUGUAAAUAUCUUUAAAAAUAAAAUAUGCAUUAUUCUUAGUUUUGUCCUUU
Gavialis gangeticus (Gharial) is the source of this 2985-nucleotide messenger RNA. It is a transcript of the gene GOLGA5, whose product is annotated as golgin A5. Gene Ontology annotation, biological process: Golgi organization; retrograde transport, vesicle recycling within Golgi. The record is from RefSeq and is a predicted model, not a curated record. The coding region runs from base 198 to 2399 and encodes 733 amino acids. The transcript is spliced from 13 exons. NCBI's taxonomy places the organism in Eukaryota, Metazoa, Chordata, Crocodylia, Gavialidae. Gene Ontology annotation, cellular component: Golgi membrane; Golgi cisterna.